This is a messenger RNA of Kogia breviceps (pygmy sperm whale), 1020 nucleotides long. Lineage: Eukaryota; Metazoa; Chordata; Mammalia; Artiodactyla; Physeteridae. The record is from RefSeq and is a predicted model, not a curated record.
GCAAGCGGAGAUGAGGAGACUAAGGGAGAGGGAAGGGGACAACCGGUUGAUUCAUCCCCACAGGGCCAGCCAAGACCCAAAGGCCCUCAGCCUGAUAUCAUGGCCUUGAAACUCGAGGACCCCAGUAAUGGGUUCCAUCAUGGCAGAGUGGUGGCCUUCAUCAACGAGAGGAUGGCCAGGCACGAGAAAGGCUCUGCGUUCUGUCUCGAGAAUAUAUACUUGUCCUGGGCGGAGGUGGAGGACAAGCUCCGGGCCAUGCUGGAGGAUUGUCAGGUGCCCAGCGAGGCCAAAGAGGCCUGUGUCUGGGGAAACCUGGCCCUGGGCGUGCGCUUCACCCACAGGCAGACCCAGUUACACAAGCAUAGGGUGCAGUGGCUGCACGACUUCGCCAAACUGCACAAGUCGGCCGUGCAGGCCUCGGUCUCAGACCUGAAGUUGCUCCAGGCACAGCAGGAGCUGGAGCGCAAGGAGGCGGCCUUCCUGCUGCAGCUAGCCCAUGCCAGUCUGGCGGAGGUGCAGGAAGAGCGGGACCUCCUGAGGCGGAAGCUGUUGCACACUUCUCUCCAGGAGCCACGUGCAAAGGGACCAGGCCUGGCCGCUGCCAGCGGGACCGGGACAGAAGGAGCAGGUGAGGAGGAAGAGGAGGCAGGGGCCACUGCUCCUCCUGCAGCCGCUUCUGGAGCCACAGAAGGAGGAGGAAGACAGAAGGAUGUGGAAGGGCCAGAAGCUGCCGAAGGAGAAGAGGAGCUGUGUGGAGACCUUAUGCAGCUUCUCGGAAGGGAACGAGAAAAAUUACCCCUCUGGUGGGCACAGGGAGGGCGGUCUCAGGUCCUGUGGCACACCCACCUUGCGUUACUUAUCUGGGAUAGCAAAGCCCAGGUCCACAGCCUCACGGGAACCCCGUCCUGUCCAGCUCACUGCCUCAUUCCCAUCCGCACACUCUCUCCCCUUAUUCCUCUUCCCAGAUGUACCCAUGUCCUCCCCACCAGCAGCGCCGUUUACAGAAGGAGCUCCAUCUAG